Molecule: messenger RNA, 979 nt
Organism: Syzygium oleosum
Lineage: Eukaryota; Viridiplantae; Streptophyta; Magnoliopsida; Myrtales; Myrtaceae
Product: receptor kinase-like protein Xa21
Exons: 2
Coding region: 9-851 (280 amino acids)
Molecular function (GO): protein binding
Source: RefSeq, a predicted model, not a curated record
CUAAGCAUAUGGAUCAUAUCGACUUCCGGUCUCCUAAGUUUCCGACAUGGCAUUGCAUCUUUACCAUUGUUCUCUUGUUGUGUUCCUUCAACCGAGUCUCCUUUGCUUCCAACAACGAAAAUGAUAGGCUUGCGUUGCUGGUGUUCAAGUCAGGAAUAACUGAAGAUCCUUUUGGGGUGUUCAGCUCAUGGAACGACAGCAUCGACUUCUGCCGGUGGUCUGGUGUUACAUGUGGUCACCGGCACCGCAACCGACUCACGGUAUUGGACCUAAAUUCACAGAAGCUCUCGGGAUCAAUCUCCCCUCACAUUGGGAACCUCAGCUUCUUGAGGGAGUUACGGCUUCAAAACAAUAGUUUUGACCAUGAAAUCCCUCCGCAAAUUGGACGACUGCACCGCUUACGUUUCUUAGAAUUGUCCAAUAACUCUCUGGCAGGGGAUAUACCCAAGAACAUAACAGGUUGCACAAACCUUAUUGGCAUUGGGUUGCAGAGUAACCGACUGACUGGACAAGUUCCUAGAGAGCGUGGUAGGCUGUUGAAGCUUCAGCGUCUCGUUUUAAUGGUGAACAAUUUGUCAGGAAGCAUACCUCCAGGCAUUGGCAACUUAUCAUCACUCGAGGAUCUUUAUCUCACUUAUAACUACUUAAGUGGGAGCAUUCCUGGGGCUCUUGGCCAACUAGCCAAACCAGACACACUUACUUUGGGAUUCAACAUGCUUUCCGGGUCAUUCCACUCUGCUGGACGCCAGAGGAGUGGAUUGGUGGAAGUAUGCGGCGGAGCUGCUACGGGCAAAGCAAAAGCUUUUGAGAGUGGAGGUCCAACAGAUCCAAGGCUUAUCAGCAAAUUAUAGAUGUAAUUCAUAUGGAAGGAAAGACUGCUCCUCUUUCAGCCGUAAUUAAACUCCUCUAUGUUUUGUUUCUCGAAUGAGAAUGAAUUCAUGCUUGUUUAUUUCCAACUGCCAUGAUUUGGUUUCCAGUA